AUGGAAUUCAGUUCCAUAGCAGAGCUUUCCCCAAAUCAACGACCUUGCAAGCUCAAAUGUCGUGUUUCUCGACUCUGGGUUGCUACAAAUAUCAACACAGACAUAGUUUGCCACUUGGAUAUGAUCUUGCUAGAUUCACAGGGUAAUGAUAUCUGGGUGCAAAUUCCACCUUUGCUCAUGAAGAUUUUCCAGCCACUUCUGAAAGAUCAGGAAGUUUAUACUUUCAGCAACUUCAAAGUCCAAUCCGCACCAGUGGAAUAUCGACCGAUUGCCAAUGACAAUAUCAUCAUAUUUUCUGGGAAAACCUCUGUUCAACAAAUCCCAGACGUUCCUCGCUCCAUACCGACUUUCAAAUUCACAUUCAUGAAUGCAGCUCAAAUCAAAAGGAACCUUAAUAAAAUAGAUAUUCUAUCAGGAGAUUGCUCUUUGUCCUCGACAUCCUCAACAUGUUUGUUCUCCAAUAUCGAUAUCCCUGAAGUCAAUGCCUUUCUGAAUGGGAACAAUGAAAAUGUUGCACCUGUCUUGCUGUAUGAACCUUCUACUCCUGAAGUUCCCAUAGUUACUCUAGCUGAACUUCAGAACUUGAGCUUAGACAUGCAAAAUGAGGACAACGUUUAUUCUGUUGAGGGUAAAGUUGUCGAUCUGCAUCCUUUGUGGUGUUACCUCAGCUGCCCUACAUGCGUCUAUAAAGCUCCAGAAGAUCAGGAUACCUACCAUUGUACAAAGUGCAACAAAACUACAACUAUCAAGGCUGCAAAGUAUCGUCUGCGACUUGAAGUUGUUAGUGAUGACACAUCGGCCUCUUUUGUCAUGUUUGAAAAUGUUGGCGAAAACUUCUUUGGGGUGCCUGCUAACCAGUUAUUCCUUCAAAAUGGUGGUUUGAAAGAUUCUCCACCGGAGAUUAUACUUAAAAUUCUAGGAAUGACUCUCAAGUUUCAUGUGAAAAUCAAAAUCAGCAUGUAUACAAGGAGCAAACCAGACUUCACCGUUGUCAAAAUUGAUCCAGACUCCACAGAUGACCUCCCCUCCACAUUGCAGAAAGCUUCCUCCACCCAAUCAAUUCACAGUGACAUCGAGAAUUCAAGGAGUUCUUCUCAAAUCUCAGACCCUCUGUGUACUGCAGUUAAAGACAAUGAUGGCGAGAAAACACCAACCACAUCUCUCAAACGAAAGCAACCUAUUGAAUGA
Molecule: messenger RNA, 1188 nt
Organism: Linum tenue
Lineage: Eukaryota; Viridiplantae; Streptophyta; Magnoliopsida; Malpighiales; Linaceae
Source: the annotation of a GenBank genome assembly